Molecule: messenger RNA, 1356 nt
Organism: Pyrus x bretschneideri (Chinese white pear)
Lineage: Eukaryota; Viridiplantae; Streptophyta; Magnoliopsida; Rosales; Rosaceae
Product: CAX-interacting protein 4
Exons: 2
Coding region: 186-1157 (323 amino acids)
Molecular function (GO): zinc ion binding; nucleic acid binding
Source: RefSeq, a predicted model, not a curated record
CAAAAGACGAUUGACAAUUGGUGUUCAAUGUCGGCCAAAAAAAUUGAAAUAAAAACGGAUAUGAUAUUGGAUAUAUUCAGUCAGCUUCACAAAUUCCUUUCGCUCUUUGGCAAGUUUCGUUCCGUUUCGUUUCGCCUCUCCGAUUCAAAGUUUGUCUCUUUAGGGUUUGAUCUUGGAAUUUCAAGAUGCCUGCUACAGCGGGAAGGGUUCGCAUGCCCGCGAACAAUCGGGUACACAGUAGUGCCGCCCUUCAGACCCACGGUAUAUGGCAGAGUGCAAUUGGGUAUGACCCCUAUGCACCCAACAAAGAUGACACCAAGAGCACUGCGCAACCCAAUGUGUCGAACGAUGAACCGGAUGGUGAGAAUGCAUAUGCUAGCUUCCAGGGCCUCCUUGCGCUUGCCCGUAUAACUGGGUCCAGCGCUGACGAGACUCGUGGGUCUUGCAGCAGGUGCGGCCGUGUUGGGCACCUCAAGUUUCAGUGCAGGAACUUUCUGAGUGUUACGGAAGAUAAGGAGAGAGAGCCUGAAGGGAUUCAGGGUGAUGUUGCAUCAGAAUUGGCUAGGUUGAAGAGGAAGAUUGGUAGGACCAGUGGUAAAAAUGUCGAAGAGAGUGAGGAGAGUGAGGAUGAGGAUGAAGACAGUGAGAGCGAGGAUUCGGAUUAUGAUUCAGAGAUUGAGAAGAUCAUUGCUCAAAAAAAUGGGUUAAAGGUUGGUAAAAAGGAGAAGUCGAAAAAGAAGAAUGAUGAUUCAGAUGAUGAUGGGUCAGAUUCAGAUUCUGGGAAGAGGAAGAAGAGAGGAAGGUCGAAGAAGAGGAGGAGCAGCAAGAGGAAAUAUGCUGAUGAUUCAGAUGAUUCAGAUGAAGGUAGGAAGAGAAAAAGGAAGGAGAAGCGUAGGAAGAGGGAUGAGUCCUCGGAUGAGGAUGGUGAGCGUCGGCGGCAGCAUAGGAAAAGUAGGAAGGAGAAGAGGAGGAGGAGAAGUCAUCGGCAUUCAGAUGAUUCUGAAUCUGAUUCGUCUGAUGAUUCUCGUAGACACCGCAGUCGGAGGAGCAGGAAGGCAGCAACACCAUCUGAUUCUGAUGAUGAUUCACGGGUAGGUAGGGGCAGGAAGCGGUCUGAGAAGAAAAGCAGCAAACGCCUUCACAAGGAUGAUGAGUAAAUCUAUCUAGGAAUGGAUUUGAACUGUGUACACCAGCACGUCAUUGAAUUCUAUGUAGUAUAUGCUUUUGCAACCUUUGUAUUGCUUCUGUUAAUUUGCUCGGACAAGCUUCUGUUGCGUUUGGAUCUUUUGCCUUCUGGGAUGAAACUGUCACUUUGCUGAUUCAGAAGUUGGAAUUUAUCUGGUAAUGUGUAUUUAA